This is a messenger RNA of Macadamia integrifolia, 1503 nucleotides long. RefSeq names its product fasciclin-like arabinogalactan protein 8. The transcript has a single exon. NCBI's taxonomy places the organism in Eukaryota, Viridiplantae, Streptophyta, Magnoliopsida, Proteales, Proteaceae. The record is from RefSeq and is a predicted model, not a curated record. Gene Ontology annotation, cellular component: plasma membrane. Bases 137 to 1408 code for a protein of 423 amino acids.
AACACCAACACAGGUCUCCGACCGUCCUAUUUAUCCUUUCAAGUCUCAACUCUUCUCAAUUCUGUACUUCUCUCUUCACUUCGCCACCACUCCCGAGCUCCCUAGGGUUCUUCCUCUGCAAUUGGGGAAGCCAACCAUGGGUGCUUCUUCCCUCCUCCUCUUUCUUCUCCUCAUCGUAUCAGUCUCCCUCUCAGUUGCUCACAACAUCACCGAUAUGCUCUCUGGUAUGCCGGAGUACAGCCUCUUCAACAGCUACCUCACCCAAACGAAGCUCGCCGAUGAAGUCAACAGUCGCCAAACCAUCACCUGUCUCGUUCUCCCCAAUGCUGCCAUGUCCUCCCUCGCAGGCAAUCAUCCACUCUCCGUCAUCAAGAACGCUCUCAGCCUUCUAGUCCUUCUCGACUACUACGAUACCUCCAAGCUCCAUGAUAUCUCCAAGGGCACAACCCUCACCACCACUCUUUACCAGACCACCGGCAAUGCCCCUGGUAACCUCGGCUUCGUCAACAUUACCGACCUCAAGGGCGGCAAAGUCGGUUUCGGCUCUGCCGCAACCGGAUCCAAGCUGGAUUCCACCUAUACCAAGAGCGUUAAGCAGAUCCCUUACAACAUCUCAGUCCUGGAGAUCAGUGCCCCGAUCAUAGCUCCUGGGAUCCUGACGGCUCCUCCUCCCUCCGCCUCCGACGUCAAUGUCACUGCCUUGCUCGAGAAGCAUGGCUGCAAAACUUUUGCUUCGCUCAUCCAAACCUCUGGAGUGCUCAAGGUCUACCAGUCAGAGAUGGCUAAGGGUUUGACGGUGUUUGCGCCGUCGGAUGAGGCGUUCAAAGCACCUGGUGCACCGGACCUCAGUAAGCUAACGAAUGCCGAGUUGGUAACCUUACUUCAGUACCAUGCAUUGGCUGGCUACACACCCAUCGGGACUUUGAAGACCGCCAAGGCUCCGAUUAGCACUCUCGCAACCAACGGCGCAGGUAAGUACGACCUUACAGUGAAAACCGCCGGAGAUUCCGUCACCUUGGACACCGGUGUUGAUUCCUCAAGGGUUGCUGAUACGGUCAUCGACAACACUCCGGUUUGCAUUUUCACUGUCGACAAUAUUCUCCUCCCGAGCGAGCUAUUUGGUAAGUCGCCUUCUCCGGCACCAGGGCCAGGGCCGGAGCCGGUUUCUUCCCCAUCUCCAGCGGUGUCCCCGAGCCCAGCUCCGGUAGUUAUCGAAGCCCCGGGGCCAUCGAUAAAGUCACCACCCGCACCGCCAUUGGCACCCGAAGGUGCCCCUGCAGAAGCUCCUGUGGCUGAGGCGGCGAAGAGUACUGCAGGAUCUGGAGCUGUGGACUUGAGAGCUCCCGCAUUGUGGAAAACAGUAGCUACAGUAUCUGCAGCUUUCGUCACUCGGGCAUUGCUGUCAUGAGAAAUCAUUUUUUUCAGUUUUUUUUUUUAAUUUCUAUUUCUGUGUUUUUUCCAUUAUGAUUUCUGGGAUUUAUUUAUGUACUCAGUUUACUUGUA